GGAGCUGGUGACAGCGAGCCCAGGAGCCCAUCUCCCCUCCCUCCAGGUGUUCACUCACCCAAGCAGUGUCAUCACCUCGGAGACCCCUCAGGACGGAGCCAAGGCAAGGUAGGGCACUUCCAGGACCAGGAUGAACUCACUGGUUUCUUGGCAGCUGAUGCUUUUCCUUUGUGCCGUCUCCUUCAGGGAGACAUUAGAAAAGGCGGCGCCCAUGGAGAAUCCUAGAGCCACAGGCCCGCGGCUCAGACCCCCGGCGCUCCUGGCCUCCGGGGCGCAGAGCCCGCGGUGCGCGGAGAGGAAGCCCGCCGCUGCCGGGCCGAGCCCUCGGGGGGCCUCGCUGUGCCCUCCUCCCGAGAGCUCCGCUGGGCCCCAGCUGCCGGGCCUGUGCGCCCCCCGCAGUCGCCUGAUCCCCGCCCCGCGCGGCGGAGUGCUGGUGCAGCGGGAGAAGGACCUGUCCGCCUACAACUGGAACUCCUUCGGCCUACGUUACGGAAAGCGGCAGGCGGCGCCGCCCGGCAGCCGCGGCCGAGGCGCCGGGCGGGGCUGAGCGUGGAGGUGCGGCCUUAGACCUUCCAAUCCCGGACGCGGAUCCGAGCGUGGCUCGGGGCCGCGGCUGGGGGCGGGGCAGUGGG
This is a messenger RNA of Eubalaena glacialis (North Atlantic right whale), 632 nucleotides long. It is a transcript of the gene KISS1, whose product is annotated as KiSS-1 metastasis suppressor. The transcript is spliced from 3 exons. Lineage: Eukaryota; Metazoa; Chordata; Mammalia; Artiodactyla; Balaenidae. The record is from RefSeq and is a predicted model, not a curated record. The coding region runs from base 131 to 547 and encodes 138 amino acids. Gene Ontology annotation, biological process: G protein-coupled receptor signaling pathway; positive regulation of cytosolic calcium ion concentration. Gene Ontology annotation, molecular function: kisspeptin receptor binding. Gene Ontology annotation, cellular component: neuron projection.